Messenger RNA from Etheostoma cragini (Arkansas darter), 1293 nucleotides. Its product is annotated as cytochrome b-245 heavy chain-like. Gene Ontology annotation, molecular function: superoxide-generating NAD(P)H oxidase activity. NCBI's taxonomy places the organism in Eukaryota, Metazoa, Chordata, Actinopteri, Perciformes, Percidae. Gene Ontology annotation, cellular component: plasma membrane; NADPH oxidase complex. Gene Ontology annotation, biological process: defense response; superoxide anion generation. The transcript has 9 exons. The annotation marks the transcript as partial. The record is from RefSeq and is a predicted model, not a curated record.
CCUGUCUCUCUGACCCAUCAGCACGCCCUGUCCUGGGCCCGAGCGCCCGCCGCCUGCCUCAACUUCAACUGCAUGCUCAUCCUGCUGCCGGUGUGCCGAAACCUUCUGUCCUUCCUCCGGGGGACCAUCCAGUGCUGCAGCCGCACGGCCGCUCGUCAGCUCGAUCGAAACCUCACCUUUCACAAGCUGGUGGCGUACAUGAUCGCCUUCCACACAGCCGUGCACAUCGGCGCCCAUUUGUUUAACUUUGAGUUUUUCAUGGACGCCCAGCUGGACCGCAACAGCAGCCUCCUGCCCUUCAUCCUGUCUGAGAUCGGCACCGGGGACAACGCGUCCUUCCUGAACCCCAUCAGGACCAACGAGACGAGUCCUACCAUCGUCAUGUUCACCACCAUCGCCGGUCUGACGGGCGUGGUCAUCACGCUGGCCCUCAUCCUCAUCAUCACCUCCUCCAUGGAGGUGAUCCGCAGGUCCUACUUCGAGGUCUUCUGGUACACACACCACCUCUUCGUCGUCUUCUUCAUCGGACUGGUGUUCCACGGCUUCGGGCGGAUCGUGCGAGGACAGACCGCCGUUAGCCUGAAGACAAACAACCCCUUGGUUUGUGCAGACCAGUUUGAAGACUGGGGAAACAACGGCUCCGACUGCGCUGUACCGGAGUUCGCUGGAAACCCUCCAAUGCUCCCAGUGCCUCCCAUCGUGACCAGUCCCCCCCUCUCUGUGUCCCCCAGGCUGGCCAUAGACGGGCCGUUCGGGACGGCCAGUGAAGACGUGUUUCGGUACGAGGUGGUGAUGCUGGUCGGCGCCGGGAUCGGCGUCACUCCUUUCGCCUCCAUCCUCAAGUCUGUGUGGUACAAACGCAUCCAGAACAACCAGGACGUCUUCACCAAGAAGAUCUACUUCUACUGGCUGUGCCCGGAGACGCAGGCCUUCGAGUGGUUCGCUGACCUGCUGCAGUCUCUGGAGGGUCAGAUGGCGGAGAAGGGCGUGACCGACUUCCUCAGCUACAACAUCUACCUCACCCGCUGGAAGGAGACCGAGGCGGCUCACUUCCGUGUGCACCACGAGGCGGAGAACGAUCCAAUCACAGGGCUCAAACAGAAAACUCUUUAUGGGAAACCCAACUGGGACAACGAGUUCACCAAUAUUGCGUCAAAGCACCCAGGGACUAAAGUGGGAGUGUUCCUGUGCGGUCCGCCUCAGCUCGGGAAAUCCCUGGAGAAACAGAGUCUGUCUCACACAGAGGGAGACGUCAAGUUCAUCUUCAACAAGGAGAACUUCUAACAACAACCA